Molecule: messenger RNA, 1575 nt
Organism: Asterias rubens (European starfish)
Lineage: Eukaryota; Metazoa; Echinodermata; Asteroidea; Forcipulatida; Asteriidae
Product: apoptosis-inducing factor 2-like
Exons: 7
Coding region: 369-1490 (373 amino acids)
Cellular component (GO): cytoplasm
Molecular function (GO): flavin adenine dinucleotide binding; electron-transferring-flavoprotein dehydrogenase activity
Source: RefSeq, a predicted model, not a curated record
GACCCAGGGAAGCUAAACGAACGCACCCAUUAGCAAACUCGAUAGUACCAGUUUAUAAAUCUCUUUUGUGAAAAAGAACACACCAUUGAUUUUUUUUCAGACACUGCGUUUUCUCAAUACAAUCACGGAAAAGGGAUCCCUAUGAUACAAUCGUGUGGAAUGAGAUGGCACUUUUUUCUUGUCACGCUGCGCAGCGUGCCUUGGUGAUUUUUUGCUGAAUCAUUCUUCACUGCUGAUGGUCAAACGUGUGCUAUUGUAUUGGCAGUCAUCAUCAUCCUGUUCGGUUGCUUGUAUAGACUUCAUCAUUACCGGACCGUAGUGGCAAAACUGGUCUGCACUGCACUUUGAACCCGAGAACUGCAAUCACGAUGGGGGGUUCGAGCAGCGUGGAACUGCAGACCAAACGUGUCGUCAUCAUCGGCGGUGGCUACGGUGGUGUCGCUGUGGCCAAUAAACUCCUCGGGAAAUGUCAGCUGACUUUAAUUGACCCAAAGGAGGCUUUGCAUCACUGCAUAGCAGCUCUGAGAGCCUGCACUGAAGACGGUCUCUCUGAGAAGACGUUUAUCCCAUACGAGCCAACGUUCGGCGAGAGUUUCAAACGCGGAACAGUUGUGUCGAUCGACGUUAAGUCGAAAAAGGUUCUUUUAUCCGGAGGCGAGUCGAUUUUCUACGAUUAUCUCAUCAUAGCAACGGGGAGCCAGGGACCGUUUCCCGGUAACGUAGAGGGCGGAGAGGACACCGAUGUAUACGUAGCGCAGUAUAUAGCCAUGUUGCAGAAGGUCAAGUCGGCCAGCGAGAUUGUAGUCAUCGGUGGUGGGGCCGUAGGGCUUGAGAUGGCGGGUGAGAUUGCCACCGACUUCCCCCAUAAGUCAGUAACAGUCGUUCACUCCAGAGACUACCUCGUGGAGGGCGUUGAGCUGAGGCCUAAAUUCAGAGAAGGGGUCAGGAAACAACUUGCAGCUAAGGGAGUUAAACUAGUACUCGGCGAGAAAGUUACUAAUAUAGACGACAUCCCCAGGGAUGGAUCUUCCAAAUGUACGUUAAAGACCAACAAAGGGACUGAGAUCGAGGCUGACCUUGCCAUCGUAUGCAUCGGGCAGCCAUGCAACUCAUCCGCGUACGCAACAUCACUUGAAACCAAUACGACGGAGCGUGGGUAUCUCAGGGUCAAUGAUCACCUUCAGGUUGAAGGGUUUACAGACGUCUUCGCUCUCGGGGACUGUUCCGAGUCUGGCUCACCCAAAAUGGCAUAUGUGGCCGGUCAACAAGGAGAAUUGGUUGCUGCUAACAUUUUGUCAAUUGCCGGGGGAAAACGGCUUAAGAAAUGGAAAAAGCCCGGACCGAUGAUGGUCCUGCCGAUUGGGCGAGACGGUGGUAUGUUCCAAGCAGGGCCAGUUGUCUUAGGAUCUUUCUUCGCCAGAAAGAUCAAGAGCGAACAUCUUUUUCUUCCGAAGUUUUGGGGCGAGAUGAAACAAAAAUUUCCCAAGUAGACCUUUCACUGAACAUUUAAGGCAGUGGACACUAUUGGUAAUUGUCAAAGACUAGCCUUCACAGUUGGUGUAUCUCAACAUAAGC